UUGCGCAAGUUUACACUAUUAUUUGGGAUUCUUUGUAAGUCGUGCGCAAAGACGUCGAAAGCUGUUCACUCAAAAAAAAGCGUUCUARAACGUUUAAUCAUGCCCGACAACGAAUCGAAGUCUGAUGCAAAUAGUGAAGAUCCAACUAGUCCGAUUGAUAAAGCGGGAAUGGACGCCGAUGAAGAGUAUGUAAAAAAGAGAGAGCGAAAUAACAUCGCCGUGCGAAAAAGUCGCAGAAAGGCCAAACAACGAAUCGAAGAAACUAAACAGCGAGUUGACGAUUUGACGAAGGAAAACGAAGACCUUCGGAUUAAAGUUGCACUGUUACAAAAAGAACUCAAUGUAUUAAGAUCAUUAUUCGCGAACGGUGGAGUUGCAAAUGGAAAUAGUCUUCCCAAUGGAGUAAAUGUCAUCUUCACAACAAACUCAAAUAGCUCGACGAACUCUACUGAACAAAACAGUCCUCAAAUUGAAGUUAAAACAGAAGCAGAUGAGAAUGACUGAUAUUCGGCUGUUAUUAGUGUAAUUAUGUAUACCGAAAGAGUUUCCAUUGUAUUGGAAAAGUUUUACUAGUACUCAACAAGAAGUUUGUAAGUGUCACGGCGUUUGACAGGCAAUUGCGUGAUUGCGUAAGACAUUCAGUAAACUUAUUAGAAGAUACAAACUCUUCCUAUUUUAAGAGACUAGUUACAUAAAAUGUACGUGUCAUCUCAUCUGAUCUAGCUAAAUAUUAUAAGGCUAUGCUUUUAUUGUAACUUUUUGUAAGGUAUGAUGUUGAAAUAUUCUAAAUAUAUUCUAUGCAAAGAUAUAUGUACAUCUUUCAGAUCAAAUGUAAUAAUUAUUUUAGAAAGUA
Exaiptasia diaphana is the source of this 853-nucleotide messenger RNA. RefSeq names its product CCAAT/enhancer-binding protein gamma. The record is from RefSeq and is a predicted model, not a curated record. Gene Ontology annotation, biological process: regulation of transcription by RNA polymerase II; DNA-templated transcription. Gene Ontology annotation, molecular function: RNA polymerase II cis-regulatory region sequence-specific DNA binding; DNA-binding transcription factor activity, RNA polymerase II-specific. Bases 100 to 504 code for a protein of 134 amino acids. NCBI's taxonomy places the organism in Eukaryota, Metazoa, Cnidaria, Anthozoa, Actiniaria, Aiptasiidae. The transcript has a single exon.